Messenger RNA from Gorilla gorilla gorilla (western lowland gorilla), 1910 nucleotides. RefSeq names its product zinc finger protein 778 (gene ZNF778). Gene Ontology annotation, molecular function: DNA-binding transcription factor activity, RNA polymerase II-specific; RNA polymerase II transcription regulatory region sequence-specific DNA binding. The record is from RefSeq and is a predicted model, not a curated record. Gene Ontology annotation, cellular component: nucleus. Lineage: Eukaryota; Metazoa; Chordata; Mammalia; Primates; Hominidae. Gene Ontology annotation, biological process: regulation of transcription by RNA polymerase II.
CUUCCGGCGCCGGCCCCUCUUCCGGCGCCGUCCGCCUCCGCCUGUCCGACAGCUGAUCCGGUUCUUGCGGCGGUGCGUCCCGGCGCCGGAGAGUUCCGCGCGUGUCCUCGGGCUGUCCGCGGGGAAGCUGGUCCGGGAGUGGCCGCCUGCCCGCCUGCCUCGCGCCUUGCGCCCCCGGCACCGCUUCCAGAAGGGAAAGUCGCCGCCGCUCGCGGUGGACCCGGGCAGCGCUUCCAUUCCGCGGAGCUGGAAAUAGGGAUCCAGCCAUCCGUGGGUCAGGAGGAAUGGAGACUGCACCUUCCACAUAGAUUCACAAGCUGCCCUGCAGUGGCCUUGGCUUCAGGAAAGGAGCAUUCAGACGCUUCCGUCAGCCUCCCAGGAUGGCAGCCCCUGACCUGGCCCAUGGAGGUCAUGUUUCUAGGGACUCAGUCUGCCUUCAUGAAGAACAGACACAGGCAGCAGGGAUGGUGGCUGGCUGUCUGAUAAAUUGUUACCAGGACUCGGUGACCUUUGACGACGUGGCUGUGGACUUCACCCAGGAGGAAUGGACUUUACUGGACCCAUCUCAGAGAGACCUCUACAGAGAUGUGAUGCUGGAAAACUACGAGAACCUGGCCUCAGUAGGACAUCACCUGUUCAAACCCAGUGUGAUCUAUUGGCUGGAGGAGGAAGAGGAGUUGAGGGCAGGGCGGAGAGGAGUUCUCCAAGAAUGGCGACUUAAAACCAAAGGGCCAGCACUUCGGCAGGAUAGAUCUUGGUUCAGAACAUCAAAUGAGACACAGACGGCAAGAAGCCACAAUGGAGGGCAGCUCUGUGACCACACACAGUGUGGAGAAGCUUUCAGUGAACACUCAGGCCUCAGCACACACGUGAGAACUCAAAAUACAGGAGACAGUUGUGUGUCUAAUCAUUAUGAAAGAGACUUUUUUAUUCCAUGCCAGAAAACCUUGUUCAAAAUUGGAGAGCAGUUUUCCGUGUUGGGUCAGUGUGGAAAAGCCUUCAGCCCUACUCCAAAUGUUGUUUCCCAGCAAGCAUGCACUCGGGACAGAUCUCUUGACUGCAGCGACUGUGGGGAAGCAUUUCUUAAUCAGUCAUACCUUCAGGCACGUGCAGGAAGUCACAACGGAGAAGGAACAUGGAAAUGGAAGCCGUGUGGGAAAGCUCUCACUCACUCCACAGGCUGUGCCACACCUGUUGAAAUGCAUGCCAUCAGGAAUCCCCACGUAUGUAGGGAAUGUGGGAAGGCCUUUAGGUACACUGCCUACCUUACUAGUCGUGUGCAAGUCCACACUGGGGAGAAGCCCUGUGAAUUGGAAGAAUGUGGAAAAGCCUCCCCUGUUUCUUCCAGCCUAACUCAACAUGUAAGAAUUCAUGCUGCAGAGAAACCCUGUGAAUGUAAAGAAUGCGGAAAAGCCUUCACUGGACUCUCAGGUCUUUCUAAACACGUCCAAACAGACCCUGGACAGAAGCCCUAUGAAUGUAAGGACUGUGGGAAAGCCUGCGGUGGGUUUUAUCUACUGAAUGAGCAUGGAAAAACUCACACGAGGGAGAAGCCCUUUGCAUGUGUGGUUUGUGGAAAGUAUUUUAGAAAUUCCUCAUGCCUUAAUAAUCAUGUUCGAAUUCACACUGGAAUAAAACCUAUACAUGCAGCUACUGUGGGAAGGCCUUCACUGUGCGCUGUGGCCUUACUAGACACGUACGAACACACACGGGUGAGAAGCCAUACGUGUGUAAGGACUGCGGGAAAGCCUUCUGUACGUCCUCGGGCCUUACUGAGCAUGUAAGGACUCACACUGGAGAGAAACCGUAUGAAUGUAAAGAUUGUGGGAAAUCCUUCACUGUUUCUUCAAGCCUGACUGAGCACGCGAGAAUCCAUACCGGAGAGAAACCCUACGAAUGUAAGCAGUGUG